GUUGCUGAAGUCAAAAACAGCUACUGGCUUGAGGUGGAGGGCCUACAUCGAUGCCUUACCAAGCUCAUUGAGCAUGGCAUUUCAAUCUCAGUCUUGGCAACAGAUUGCCACCCAUCGGUUCAAAAAGUGAUGCGGGAGGAGUAUGGUGGCAUCAAACACCAGUUUGACUUAUGGCAUAUUGCAAAAAACCUGAAGAAGAGACUGCUGAAGUGCCAGGACGAGCAACUUCUUGAGUGGGCGAGGAUGAUUGCUAAUCACUUAUGGUACUGCGCCAUGACAUGCAACGGAAGUGCCACCAAUCUGAAGGAGAAGUGGAUAUCUGUGCUGCACCACAUCACCAACGUCCACUGCUGGACAUCGGGGGAGACAAUUAGAAGAUGUGACCACCCACCGUACACUGCAGAAGAUGAGAAGAAACGGCCAUGGCUCAACCCCCGCUCAACUGCAUUUGAACGCCUCCAGAGUGUAGUGUUGGACAAACUUCUGCUGAAAAAGCUUGAGCACGUCACAGAGGGCAUUCAUACAGGAAGACUUGAGUGCCUACACUCUGUCUACACAAAGUAUGCAACCAAGCGGAAAAAGUAUUUGAAAGACAGCUUUCAGGCUCGACUCCGUGUGGCAGCACUGGACCAUAACAACAACGUGGUCCGGGAGGAUGCGACUAAAAGUGAUGGAGAAAAGCAAAUGAAGCACUACUUCUCAAAGGCUGCAAAUCGGCAUGUGGUGGCCCCUGUGAAGGUGGUGAAAGACUACAGCUUCCGGAAGGAAAUCGUGGCAGCAGCUCUGAGGAGAUGUGAGGUGGUCUCUAUCCGUCAAGUGCUGAGGGAAUGUCCACAAGGGAAAAUGAUGACCAUUGCUGAACACAGAGGGAUUGAAAAACCAGACAAAGAAGUGUCUGUGUCAACACACCUCAGCAGAUUUCCCAAAAACCUAAAUCCAGAGGUGUAGAAGAGAGGAUUGUAAAGAAGCGCAGUCCCGUUCAAGACCAGAGGAGACUGCCCCCCACACACAGCCUAUUCUUGUCCUUCAUCUA
Molecule: messenger RNA, 1033 nt
Organism: Engraulis encrasicolus (European anchovy)
Lineage: Eukaryota; Metazoa; Chordata; Actinopteri; Clupeiformes; Engraulidae
Exons: 2
Coding region: 130-948 (272 amino acids)
Source: RefSeq, a predicted model, not a curated record